Hylaeus anthracinus is the source of this 910-nucleotide messenger RNA. Its product is annotated as protein D2-like. The record is from RefSeq and is a predicted model, not a curated record. The transcript is spliced from 3 exons. Lineage: Eukaryota; Metazoa; Arthropoda; Insecta; Hymenoptera; Colletidae. The coding region runs from base 220 to 849 and encodes 209 amino acids.
AAAUUUGCUAUAACAAUACGCAAUAGAACAGAUAUCUCUACUACAUAUGUUUUAAAUUAUCAUAUCCCUUCCAAGAAACAAAAAUUAAUGACUUUGCAUUAAUGUAAAGACACAUUGCGAUAAGAAUUAUAUGACCGGCAAACCGGCUUCGUGGUCCACCACUUGCUUUCAUUCGCACCAUCUUUUGCGCUGUAUUCGCUUGCUGGUUCGUGUUCGAGUAUGACACAACUUUUAUUAAACGCAACUACACUGAUUGCAAAGAAACCUCUGCUGGAAAUUGGUACACGUCUCUUUUCUUCCAUGGCUCAAGCACUACAAACUCACGGCGUUGUGCCAGAUGUUAUAGACAAAGUACCACAGAAUGUGCUUAGCGUAUCUUAUCCCAAUAACCUUUCUGUUGAAAUUGGUAAGGUACUGACUCCGACUCAAGUUAAAGACCCACCAACUGUUACUUGGAGCCCUGAGGCCAAUGUCUAUUAUACUCUUUGCAUGACUGAUCCUGAUGCCCCAAGUCGAAAGACUCCAACAUUCCGUGAGUGGCAUCAUUGGCUGGUAGGAAACAUUCCUGGCUCUGAUGUCUCUAAAGGAGAAGUCCUCUCCGAAUAUGUUGGUUCAGGUCCUCCCCAAGAUACAGGCCUUCAUCGUUAUGUCUUCUUAUUAUACAAGCAGCCUGGAAAGCUUACAUUCGACGAGAAGCGACUGACCAACCGAAGCGGAGAUAAUCGCGGAAACUUUUCCAUAAGAAAAUUCGCCGCGAAAUAUAAGCUUGGCGAUCCUAUUGCUGGAAACAUGUACCAGGCAGAAUUUGAUGACUACGUUCCUAUCCUCUAUAAACAAUUGGGAGCUUAAGAUUGUACCCUUGUAAACUUGAAGAUCGAAUGUUUUAUUAAAUUUCUAGUUUAUCCAACAA